GGUGAGGAGGGCGGUGGCGCUGAAGGGGGGAGACCGGCCCAUGGACCCGCGGGGCCCGGCGCCCCAGACGCUGCGCCGCCGGGACCGAGCCCAAGAUGUCGGCCUAGGCCGGGGCGCGACGACGCGGACGGGGCAGCAACGAGGCGCCGCCGCUGCCGGGGCUCGCGGACGCCGGGCCCCCGAAAGCUCGCCCUGACGGACUGGCCGAGCGGGCGGCGAGAGGCCGGCGAGUGGAGAGCGGGCCGCGCGGCACCAUGUCGGCCAAGGUGCGGCUCAAGAAGCUGGAGCAGCUGCUCCUGGACGGGCCCUGGCGCAACGAGAGCGCCCUGAGCGUGGAGACGCUGCUCGACGUGCUCGUCUGCCUGUACACCGAGUGCAGCCACUCGGCUCUGCGCCGCGACAAGUAUGUGGCCGAGUUUCUCGAGUGGGCUAAACCUUUUACACAACUGGUGAAGGAAAUGCAGCUUCAUCGAGAAGACUUCGAAAUAAUUAAAGUAAUCGGAAGAGGGGCUUUUGGUGAGGUUGCUGUUGUCAAAAUGAAGAACACUGAAAGAAUUUAUGCCAUGAAAAUCCUCAACAAGUGGGAAAUGCUUAAAAGAGCAGAGACCGCGUGUUUCCGAGAGGAACGAGACGUGCUGGUGAAUGGGGACUGUCAGUGGAUCACCACACUGCACUACGCCUUUCAGGACGAGAAUUACCUGUACUUGGUCAUGGAUUACUAUGUGGGUGGUGACCUAUUGACCCUGCUCAGUAAGUUUGAAGACAAACUUCCAGAAGACAUGGCAAGAUUCUACAUUGGUGAGAUGGUGUUGGCCAUCGAUUCUAUCCAUCAGCUUCAUUACGUGCACAGAGACAUUAAACCUGACAAUGUCCUUUUGGAUGUGAAUGGUCACAUUCGCCUGGCCGACUUUGGAUCAUGUUUGAAGAUGAAUGACGAUGGAACUGUUCAGUCCUCCGUGGCCGUGGGCACACCGGACUACAUCUCGCCGGAGAUUCUGCAGGCGAUGGAGGACGGUAUGGGCAAGUACGGCCCCGAGUGUGACUGGUGGUCCCUGGGCGUCUGCAUGUACGAAAUGCUGUACGGAGAAACCCCGUUUUAUGCGGAAUCACUCGUGGAGACCUACGGAAAGAUCAUGAACCACGAAGAGCGAUUUCAGUUCCCGUCCCAUGUCACUGAUGUAUCUGAAGAAGCGAAAGACCUCAUCCAGAGACUCAUCUGUGGCCGAGAGCGCCGGCUCGGGCAGAACGGGAUUGAGGACUUCAAGAAGCACGCCUUCUUCAAAGGCCUCAGCUGGGAGAACAUCCGCAACCUGGAGGCACCCUACAUCCCCGACGUGAGCAGCCCCUCGGACACGUCCAACUUUGAUGUGGACGAUGACGUGCUGCGGAACAUCGAAAUGCUACCUCCUGGUUCCCACACAGGCUUUUCCGGGCUGCAUUUGCCAUUCAUCGGUUUUACCUUCACAACAGAAAGCUGUUUUUCUGAUCGAGGCUCUCUGAAGAGCAUAAUGCAGUCCAGCACGUUACCCAGAGACGAGGGCGUGCAGCGGGAUUUGGAGAACAGCUUGCAGGUGGAAGCGUACGAGAGGAGGAUACGGAGGCUGGAGCAGGAGAAGCUGGAGCUGAGCAGGAAGCUGCAAGAGUCCACCCAGACCGUACAGUCCCUCCACGGGUCAGCUCGGGCCCUGGGCGGUUCAGCCCGAGAUAAAGAAAUCAAAAAGUUAAACGAAGAGAUCGAACGCUUGAAGAAUAAGAUAGCAGAUUCAAACAGGCUCGAGCGGCAGCUUGAGGACACGGUGACACUGCGCCCGGAGCAAGAGGACCCCGUGCACCGGCUGAAGGGCCUGGAGAAGCAGCACCGUGUGCUGCGCCAGGAGAAGGAGGACCUGCACAAGCAACUGGCUGAAGCUUCAGAGCGCCUCAAGUCCCAGGCCAGGGAGCUCAGAGAUGCCCACCAGCAGCGGAAGCUGGCCCUGCAGGAGUUCUCAGAACUCAAUGAGCGCAUGGCGGAGCUGCGCUCCCAGAAGCAGAAGGUGGCACGCCAGCUCCGGGACAAGGAGGAGGAGCUGGAGGCUGCCUUGCAGAAGGCGGACACGAUGCGGCAGGAGGCGCGCAGGGCCGAGAAGCUCAGGAAGGAGCUCGAAGCUCAGCUCGAGGAUGCCGUCGCCGACGCUUCCAAGGAGCGCACGCUGCGCGAGCACAGCGAGAGCUUCUCCAAGCAGGUGGAGAGCGAGCUGGAGGCCCUCAAGGUAAAGCAAGGAGGCCGAGGACCAGGUGCCACCUUAGAACAUCAGCAGGAGAUUUCCAAAAUAAAAUCGGAACUUGAGAAGAAAGUCUUGUUUUAUGAAGAGGAAUUGGUCAGACGUGAGGCCUCCCAUGUGCUGGAAGUAAAAAAUGUGAAAAAGGAGGUACACGACUCCGAAAGCCACCAGCUGGCCCUGCAGAAAGAGAUCUUAAUGUUAAAAGAUAAAUUAGAAAAGUCCAAGCGAGAACGGCAUAAUGAAAUGGAGGAGGCAGUCGGUACAAUAAAAGAUAAAUAUGAACGAGAAAGAGCAAUGCUGCUUGAGGAAAACAAGAAAGUAACUGCUGAAAAUGAGAGGCUUUGCUCCUUUGUGGACAAACUCACAGCGCAGAACAGACACCUAGAGGAUGAGCUGCAGGGCCUGGCGGCCAGGAAGGAGGCGGCGGCCCACUGGGAGGCACAGAUCGCAGAGAUCAUUCAGUGGGUCAGCGAUGAGAAGGAUGCCCGGGGCUAUCUUCAAGCUCUUGCUUCUAAGAUGACUGAAGAGCUGGAGGCCUUGAGGAGCUCCAGCCUGGGAUCAAGAACACUGGAUCCGCUUUGGAAAGUUCGCCGGAGUCAGAAGCUGGACAUGUCGGCACGGCUGGAGCUGCAGUCCGCCCUUGAGGCCGAAAUCCGGGCCAAACAGCUCGUCCAGGAGGAGCUGAGGAAGGUCAAGGACACAAAUCUCUCCUUUGAAAGCAAACUAAAGGAUUCAGAAGCCAAAAAUAGAGAAUUGUUAGAAGAAAUGGAGAUUUUGAAGAAGAAGAUUGAAGAAAAAUUUAGAGCAGAUACCGGACUCAAGCUUCCAGAUUUCCAGGAUUCUAUAUUUGAAUAUUUCAACACUGCACCUCUGGCACACGAUCUGACAUUUAGAGACUCUGUCUCCUCCUCCACGUCCUCUCUGCUAGCCUCUUGGGAAGAAACCAGCUCAGCUAGUGAGCAAGAGACACAAGCUCCGAAGCCAGAAGUGUCCCCGUCAACUUCUGUGGCCACAGGCACAGAACAGCAGGAAGACAUGGCUCGGGCCCCGCAGAGGCCGCCCGCCGGGCCGCUGCCCACCUCGCAGGCCCUCGCUCUUGCUGGACCAAAGCCCAAAGCUCACCAGUUCAGCAUCAAGUCCUUCUCCAGCCCCACUCAGUGCAGCCACUGCACCUCCCUGAUGGUCGGGCUCAUCCGGCAGGGCUACGCCUGCGAGGUGUGCUCGUUUGCCUGCCACGUCUCCUGCAAAGACAGCGCUCCCCAGGUGUGCCCCAUCCCUCCUGAGCAGUCCAAGCGGCCUCUCGGCGUUGACGUGCAGCGGGGCAUAGGGACGGCCUACAAGGGCUAUGUGAAGGUCCCAAAGCCUACCGGGGUGAAGAAAGGGUGGCAGCGGGCUUAUGCGGUUGUCUGUGACUGUAAGCUCUUUCUGUACGAUCUGCCUGAAGGAAAGUCCACCCAGCCCGGCGUCGUCGCAAGCCAAGUCUUAGAUCUCAGAGAUGAAGAGUUCUCGGUGAGCUCAGUCCUGGCCUCAGAUGUCAUACAUGCUUCGCGCCGAGAUAUUCCAUGUAUAUUCAGGGUGACAGCCUCUCUCUUAGGUACACCUUCUAAGACCAGCUCACUGCUCAUUCUGACAGAAAACGAGAACGAAAAGAGGAAGUGGGUGGGGAUUCUAGAGGGACUGCAGUCUAUCCUUCACAAGAACCGCCUGAGGAACCAGGUGGUGCACGUGCCGCAGGAGGCCUAUGACAGCUCGCUGCCACUCAUCAAGGCCGUCCUGACAGCCGCCGUCCUGGAUGGCGACAGGAUUGUAGUCGGCCUGGAAGAAGGGCUCUAUGUCAUAGAGGUGAACCGAGACGUGAUUGUCCGUGUUGCUGACUACAAGAAAGUGUACCAGAUUGAGCUUGCCCCCAAAGAGAAGGUUGCCGUCCUGCUCUGCGGCCGGAACCACCACGUCCAUCUCUGCCCGUGGUCUGCCUUUGACGGGGCGGAAAGCAACGUUGACAUCAAGCUUCCGGAAACGAAGGGUUGCCAGCUCAUAGCGACUGCGACACUGAAGAAGAGCUCGGCCACCUGCCUGUUUGUGGCAGUGAAGAGGCUGGUCCUUUGCUAUGAGGCUCAGAGAACUAAGCCUUUCCACAGGAAGUUCAAUGAGAUUGUGGCCCCUGGCACUGUGCAGUGGAUGGCCGCGGUCAAGGACAAGCUCUGUGUUGGCUACCCUUCUGGGUUCUCUCUGCUGAGCACGCAGGGAGACGGGCAGGCUCUCACCCUGGUAAAUCCCAGUGAGCCCUCGCUUGCGUUCCUCUCCCAGCAGCCUUUCGAUGCCCUGUGUGCUGUGGAGCUCCCGAGCGAGGAAUACCUGCUCUGCUUCAGUCACAUGGGACUGUACGUGGACCCGCAGGGCCGGAGGUCACGCGUGCAGGAGCUCAUGUGGCCCGCGGUGCCCGUCGCCUGUAGUUGCAGCCCGUCGCACGUCACAGUGUACAGCGAGUACGGCGUGGACGUCUUUGACGUGCACACCAUGGAGUGGGUUCAGACCAUCGGCCUGCGGAGGAUACGGCCACUGAACUCGGAAGGCACCCUCAACCUCCUCAACUGCGAGCCUCCCCGCUUGAUCUACUUCAAGAGCAAGUUCUCAGGAGCAGUUCUCAACGUGCCUGACACCUCUGACAACAGCAAGAAGCAGAUGCUUCGGACAAGAAGCAAGAGGCGGUUUGUGUUCAAGGUGCCGGAGGAGGAGCGGCUACAGCAGCGGCGGGAGAUGCUUAGAGACCCAGAGCUGAGAUCCAAAAUGAUUUCCAACCCCACCAACUUCAACCACGUGGCCCACAUGGGCCCCGGCGACGGGAUGCAGGUGCUCAUGGACCUGCCACUGAGCGCUGUGCCCCCCUCCCAGGAGGAAAGGCCUGGCCCCACUCCCACCAGCCUGUCCCGGCAGCCUCCACCCAGGAGCAAACCCUAUAUCUCGUGGCCAUCGUCAGGUGGAUCUGAGCCUGGAGUGGCGGUGCCUCUGAGAAGCAUGUCCGAUCCUGACCAGGACUUUGACAAAGAGCCUGAUUCAGAUUCCACCAAACACUCGACUCCGUCCAACAGCUCCAACCCCAGCGGCCCGCCGAGCCCCAAUUCCCCGCACAGGAGCCAGCUUCCGCUCGAAGGCCUGGAGCAGCCGGCCUAUGACGCCUGAAGCCCCUGCCUAGCGCCGCGCUGUCAUGGGCCAGGUAGCCGGGGGUGGCCUCCAACACCAGUGCCAAGACUGAGCUGACUGACCCUCCAGUGUUGUCCAAGGAAAUGUAGAAUCCACUUGUAGAUAUGGAGAUGAAGAAAAAUCUUUAUUAUAAUAAUUAUCAGUUUUAUGCCGCGGUGUUUGUGGCAGUUGACCAGAUCCUUCGUCUGCACAGCUGUGAGGCGACACUUCCGUUUGCACAUGAAGGACCAGCACACAGCUUCUCGCGCCCAGAACAAGCUGAGGCGCGGGCGGCUCUGCUCAGGAAGCAGGCAGCUCGGACGCCUCAGUAACGAGUCUGUUCCCUCUUUCCUGAAACGUUCCUAGGACCAUAAGAAAAUAGUAGGAAGUCGUAUGUCAUUCCCAGUGUCCCUAGAAUUUUGAAGACAGAGGAAAGUGGAGGUUAGUUUGUGGCCUUUAUUCGUUUAGCCAUUACAUAGUCAGCUGCAGAAGUCCUUCUGCCGACCUUGUAGCCACAGACAGAGGCCCAUUCCAAGUGUCGCCCACCCUGCCCUGGGUCCCUGCGUGUUAGUCCAUUCCCGGUCACAAUCAUGAAGUGUCACCAGUAUCUACUACUGUGAAGUCAGCUGUGCUCUGUCUCCCACUUGCUUCCACAGCUUCUGUCUCCUGCCAUAAAAGCAGGGGUGUCGCGUAGCCACUCCCCAGGCCUGCUGGGCCGAGGAGACCAGAGCCCCAUGAUUAGUGCUGUGCAGGCUGCCCUGCCCUGCCCGCGGCACGGUGACGCUCCCCCUGUAUUUACUCUCACCCUUCCUGUGUCACACGCAAGUAGUCAGGUCUGUGGCCUGUCUCAUUAAAGGCCAGCACACACAGCUUGUCCUCGGCCCAGGACAGGUCUUCCCUGCUCUCCUGCUGGUUGACAUUCUCGGAGAUGCUGUUUCAGACGUGCACUUACCUUGAGUCGGCACUGAGUGACGUGGGCACUGCCGGCCUGCCUGUGGGUGUCACACACCCAGCACCUGCCCACCCAUCCGGCCCCUGGGCCUUCUGCUGGGGCUGGCACCUGCUGGGGGUUCUGGUUUUUACUUUUUUAAUGUAAGUCUGAGUCUUUGUAAUUAUUGAAUCGUGAGAACAUUUUUGAAUAAUUUACCUGUCAAUAAAGCAGACGACGGCAGUUUUAAAGUU
This is a messenger RNA of Hipposideros armiger (great roundleaf bat), 6623 nucleotides long. RefSeq names its product CDC42 binding protein kinase beta (gene CDC42BPB). Gene Ontology annotation, cellular component: actomyosin; cytoskeleton; cytoplasm. The coding region runs from base 255 to 5441 and encodes 1728 amino acids. Gene Ontology annotation, biological process: peptidyl-threonine phosphorylation; actomyosin structure organization. The transcript has 38 exons. Gene Ontology annotation, molecular function: protein serine/threonine kinase activity; ATP binding. NCBI's taxonomy places the organism in Eukaryota, Metazoa, Chordata, Mammalia, Chiroptera, Hipposideridae. The record is from RefSeq and is a predicted model, not a curated record.